GCCAUAAUCGCUCUAUCGGGAGAUUUCCCAGGAAGCGCAAAUAUGUCAUCAUUCACCGCCGGUCAAAACAGUUAGAGAGGAAAACGGCAAGAAGUGACGGCUCGGUUAUGCCUUGAGAACCGGCAGACGGGUGUUUCUCGUUGCUGUUACAAGGUUUCUUGAAAGAAAAAUGUCAAACAGGAUGCAUCUGCUGUAGGAUCCUGUUGCCAUAGACCUGCAUUGUACAAAUAUUUGAAAUGAAUAGCUGACAACAUUUCAAGGUGGACAAUGAAGCCUCUUGUCUGAUAACAUGCGCUACCAACAUUUCUGUACUGCAUUUCCAUGCCUUGAAGAUCCUUUCUAUUAAAUAGGCUACUCAGAUGACACAUCAUUCCUCUCCUGUCCCCUGAGGGCUUGGCUUCACUAUUCAGGCCAGCCCCCUGAGCUGACAUCAGCUGCUUUAGCCUUAGUAGCAGCACUAUAUCACACCCUAACAGAAGAUGCGGCUGCUAGAUUGAGGUGCCAGCUAUGAAGUAGCGUAAACAGACACUGAUGUGACAACAGACUGCUCUGAAGUACAGAGCAGAGGAUGAAGUGAUUCCACAAUGCCUGUCGACACAAUGGCGCCCAAAGACAUCAUGACAAACUCUCAUGCCAAGUCAAUCUUAAAUACUAUGAACUCUCUUCGCAAGAGCCAGACAUUAUGUGAUGUGACACUCCGCGUAAAUAUGAAGGAUUUUCCUGCUCAUCGUAUAGUCCUAGCUGCCUGCAGUGAUUAUUUUUGCGCAAUGUUUACUAAUGAGUUAUCUGAGAAAGGCAAACCAUAUGUGGAUAUCCAGGGACUCACAUCAUGUACAAUGGAAAUCCUACUGGACUUUGUAUAUACAGAGACUGUUCAUGUUACUGUAGAAAAUGUACAGGAACUCCUGCCAGCGGCAUGCUUGCUUCAGCUGAAAGGUGUCAAGCAGGCAUGCUGUGACUUUCUGGAGUCGCAGCUUGAUCCAUCCAACUGUUUAGGAAUUCGUGACUUUGCAGAGACUCAUAAUUGCUUGGACCUGAUGCAGGCUGCUGAAGUGUACAGUCAGAAGCACUUCCCAGAGGUGGUACAACAUGAGGAGUUUAUGUUGCUGCAGCAAGAAGAAGUGGAGAAAUUAAUCCGAUGUGAUGAGAUUCAGAUUGACUCUGAAGAGCCUGUGUUUGAGGCAGUUAUAAACUGGGUGAAACAUAACAAACAACAUAGAGAAAAAUCUCUUCCGCAGCUUCUCCAAUAUGUUCGCAUGCCUUUGCUGACUCCGCGCUACAUCACCGAUGUAAUAGACUCCGAGCCCCUAAUCAGGUGUAGUUUACAAUGCAGAGACCUGGUGGAUGAGGCGAAGAAAUUUCAUUUGCGUCCAGAGUUGCGUAGUCAGAUGCAGGGCCCAAGAACUCGAGUGCGGCUAGGAGCCAAUGAGGUACUACUUGUCAUAGGUGGAUUUGGUAGCCAACAAUCUCCUAUAGAUGUUGUGGAGAAAUAUGACCCCAAAACUCAAGAGUGGAGUUUUCUUCCGAGUAUAACACGCAAGCGACGCUACGUGGCCACAGUAUCACUCGGGGACCGUGUCUAUGUUAUUGGAGGGUAUGAUGGACGUUCACGUCUCAGCUCUGUAGAAUGCUUGGAUUACACCUCAGAAGAGGAUGGCGUGUGGUACUCCGUGGCUCCUAUGAAUGUAAGGAGAGGCCUUGCUGGGGCCACUACUUUAGGAGAUAUGAUAUAUGUGUCCGGUGGAUUCGAUGGAAGUCGGCGGCACACGAGUAUGGAACGCUAUGACCCAAACAUUGAUCAGUGGAGCAUGCUAGGUGAUAUGCAAACAGCACGUGAAGGAGCAGGACUUGUUGUGGCCAAUGGGGUUAUUUAUUGUCUAGGUGGUUAUGAUGGUUUAAACAUUCUGAGUUCUGUUGAAAGAUAUGAUCCUCACACUGGGCACUGGAGCCACGUGACGCCCAUGGCUACGAAACGCUCAGGUGCUGGUGUGGCGCUCCUCAAUGAUCACAUAUAUGUGGUGGGAGGUUUUGAUGGAACUGCUCAUCUUUCAUCUGUGGAAGCCUACAAUAUUCGUACAGACUCCUGGACAACAAUGACUAGCAUGACUACACCACGCUGCUAUGUUGGAGCCACAGUUUUACGUGGUAGACUGUAUGCCAUAGCUGGGUAUGAUGGUAAUUCACUACUGAACAGUGUUGAAUGCUACGAUCCAGUUAUUGACAGUUGGGAUGUAGUUACUUCCAUGGCAACACAGCGCUGUGAUGCUGGUGUCUGUGUCCUUCGGGAAAAAUGAGAACAAAGACUGUAAUACUGGAACUGAAUUGUCCUGCUGGACUAUACUAUGUGGGAAAAAUGUGAAUUUUGACCUCCACUUAAAUAGAAAAAAAAUACACAUGCCUGCCAACCACUGGAGCUUAUUGAAACUGGCAAAGACAAAGGUCAUUCUAAACUGUGAAACAAAAGGUGCCUCAUCAUUGUGCCACAGACCUCUGUUUAUAAGACUUUUGAUAUCAAACUACAUUUCAGUAUCGGAAAUAACUAUUUUUAGUGCAAAAUUUUUCGUGGAUGGUGCAUUGAAGGUUACGACUUAUACUGUCUUGUGCCAAGGGAAUGCCAUUUGACACAUACAUGCACGAAUAUGCACUUAACUGAAUUCUAUAUUGUAAAUAAAAAAAUAUAAACUUGUUUAAAACUGUUAUAUUACAGGGACACUCCAGACCCUACCUGUCAUACUGUAAGUUAAAUGCUUUAUCUUGAUAUAUAAUUACCUAUUUUACUUAAAGGGGUUAUUCCAGUAUUUAAAUUUGCUAUACACUGGAUAGGGUAUAACUGAUCUGAAUACUGAAACACCCACCGAUCAGGAGAAGAGAGGUCUAUACUUCCCAACAGUGUACCUAUUCUGUGGAUAGAUAAUAACUUUGAAUGUUAGGAAAAGCAACAUCUACCUACUUUCUGACACUCAAUCUUCUUGCUAAAUCUGGCACAUCUUUUCUAUGUUUAGAAUUGUGUCAUUGAAAUGUUUGGCAAUAAACAGGUUAGAAAACUAG
Hyla sarda is the source of this 3048-nucleotide messenger RNA. RefSeq names its product kelch like family member 12 (gene KLHL12). The record is from RefSeq and is a predicted model, not a curated record. NCBI's taxonomy places the organism in Eukaryota, Metazoa, Chordata, Amphibia, Anura, Hylidae. The transcript has 15 exons. The coding region runs from base 585 to 2294 and encodes 569 amino acids. Gene Ontology annotation, molecular function: protein binding.